Molecule: messenger RNA, 583 nt
Organism: Closterium sp. NIES-65
Lineage: Eukaryota; Viridiplantae; Streptophyta; Zygnematophyceae; Desmidiales; Closteriaceae
Source: the annotation of a GenBank genome assembly
GGGUGUUCUCCCUCCCCCCUCUUGCCCUCUGUUGCUUCUGCUGCUGCGGCCGACCUCGUUGGUUUUGAGUCGGUUGGUGCUGCGUCUGCCCCGUCGGAGUAGCGCCGCACAGGCAAGGGCAAGUGGGGCAAGGGCGCUGGAGGAGCUGGCGGGGGCGGUGGUGGUGGCGGUGGAGGCGGCGGAGGGAGUGGGGGUGGUGGUGGGAGUGGUGGAGGGGGUGGGGGUACCGGUGGCAGCAGUGGUAGCGGGGGCGGCGGCGGUGGCGGAGGGAGCGGAGGCGGUGGUGGUAGCGGAGGUGGCGGUGGUGGCGGAGGUGGCGGAGGCGGCGGAGGCGGCGGAGGAGGCGGAGGUGGCGGUGGAGCUGGUCGCGGGUCUACGCAGAGGAGUGGCUCUGGUGGUGGUCCGCGCCAGCAGCAGCAGCGCGGUCGUGAGACCCUGUCCCCUCAGCAGCUCCGUGAGUGGUACAAUGCACGCAAACGGGGUGAGGGUUUUGGUCCGUGCACCUACGUCCUGCGCACCGGCGACCGUGCGGGUGAGCAGUGUGGGGGUGCGCACCCCACCCAGCGAUGCUUUGGCCGCCUGA